This is a messenger RNA of Diabrotica virgifera virgifera (western corn rootworm), 831 nucleotides long. Its product is annotated as 26S proteasome non-ATPase regulatory subunit 10. Gene Ontology annotation, molecular function: protein binding. The coding region runs from base 119 to 790 and encodes 223 amino acids. The transcript has 3 exons. NCBI's taxonomy places the organism in Eukaryota, Metazoa, Arthropoda, Insecta, Coleoptera, Chrysomelidae. The record is from RefSeq and is a predicted model, not a curated record.
GUAGGAACAGACAAAAACUGUGUUUUAACUUUGUUUUUAAAAUUUGAAAGUCAUUUUUAAAAACAUUUUAAUUUAAAAGUAGUAUUUUUAAGAUUUUUCAUUUUCACACCAGUUCAUAAUGGCAUCUGGUUCAAUAUACGACGCUGCACAUAAGGGAGAUUUUGAAUAUGUUUCCCAAAAGAUUGAAGAGGAUCCACUAAUUAUAAAAGCACCAGACUCUAGUAAAAGGCUUCUAAUUCAUUGGGCAGUUCUCAGCGGAAAUGUAAAGCUUGUUACUCAUUUACUGGAACUUGGAUCUUCUGUGAACCCCUCGGAUGAUACAGAUAUGACACCAUUAAUAUUAGCUUCAUCGGCUGGCCAUACCGAAGUUGUCAAAUUGUUAUUAAAAAAAUGUGAUGAUGUCAAUCAUAAAAAUGCACAGGGUCAUUCAUCACUUCAGUAUGCAGCCUCCAAAGGUUGGACCGAGAUCUGUGCCCUAUUACUUGAAAAAGGGGCUGACGUCAACAUUAAGGAUGAAAGAGGCAGCACUCCACUGCACCGAGCAGCCUCUAAGGGUCUCCUGUCCGUUCUAGGACUUUUACUGUCUAGUAGUGACAUUAAAGUAAAUGUUAAGGAUAUUUAUGGUAAUACUCCCCUUCAUUAUGCUUGUGAGGAGGAUAGAAAAGAAGCAGCUGUUAUGUUAGUUGACCAUAGAGCUGAUGUUGAAAUCAAAAAUAGGGAGGAUAAGUCGUGUUUGGAUUUGUGUACACCAGUUUUAGCUAGGCUUCUAAAAAGUAACGCAAAGUGUUAGAUGAUUAUAUAAGAUUAAUAAAGUUUUAUUUUAAGAUUAAA